AUGUCCUUUACGCUGACUUUAUGUAGCAACACGUUGGAGGGCAAACAACAUUCUUUCCCGUAUACUAUACUGCUGAAACACCCAGAAAUACGCCACGUUGGAUCCGUCCAGAACCCGAAUUCAGAACUGUACGUGACUGCUCAGCUAUGGGCCGAAUCAAAGCCACUAGGUGUCUCUAUGCAAACGCCACAUACGUUCUUCAAGAACAACAGAACCUGGAAUAAAUGGCUAGAGUUACCCGUUCUAGUCAAGGACUGCCCCAUCUCCUCACAGAUCGCCAUCACCGUAUGGGACAUUUCGCCCUGUCCCGAGAAUGGUAGCAUUGACCACGCUGUGCCAUUUGGCGGCACCACCGUUCCGUUGUUUGACGGAGAUGGUGCCUUGAGGAAAGGUCGCCAGAAAUGUAAAGUCUAUCGCCGGAGAGCCGCCGAUGGUCGGUCGCCAUCUAGGACUCCCCACAUUCCCCGUCCAAAACGUCGAAAGCCAAAUGAGCAGCCGCCUCCCCCUAUUCCGGAAGAGGACGAGCUCGAAAGGCUCGAGCAACUCUUCAAGAAACAUGAAAUGAACGAGAUUCCUCAGAACGACUGGCUGGAUCAACUGGUCUUUCAGAACGUUGGGAAGAAAGCCCGCGAAGUUGAGGAAGCUGCACAAAAACGUUCCUCAGUCAAAAACCCCUCGAAGCGCAAGUCGGCCCAGUUGAUAUCCAAGGGAAUCAAUGACACUGCGAACGGACUCGCACAACUUGAUCCAGACGCCGACGACGACUCUGAUGACGAUACGGAUGAUGAAGAACGUUUCACUCUUUAUGUUGACUUCCCUCGCUGGGACUUCCCCGUCAUUUUUGAAGAUUAUGGAUAUGAGCCAUCGAAAAUGAUGAAAGAGUUUCAAAGUACUCCUUCGGCUUCCGCAGUCGGGGCAAAACCGCCGCCAGAGGUCCGAUAUGGUCCAGGUAUCGCUCCAGGCACAUCCGUUGUUGAUGACGAGGAUUACCCGGUAGUCCAAAUCUUCGACCCCGAGCAGUUCCAACGGGAAAAUCCCUGUGAGAGCAAACACCGUCGACUGGUUCGAAGCGACAGGAAUGCAUUUUCCGAUAGUGAUCAAAAGCCGAACGCCAAAAUGAGGGACGAACUCAACGAGAUUCUGUCGUAUGGCCCGACGCAGGAGCUGAGUGCGCAAGAUAAAGAUGUCAUCUGGACAUUCCGACGGCACUUGAGUCGUGAUAAACGAGCUCUUACCAAGGUCGUCAAAGCGACUGAUUUCACCAAUCCAAACGAGGUGCGCCAACUUGUCGAAUUGAUCCCUAGGUGGGCCAAGAUCGAUGUUGAUGCAGCACUCGAAUUACUGGGUCCGACCUAUGAUAACCCAGUCGUCCGAGCCUAUGCCGUUGACCGACUUCGACAAGCUGGGGACGCCGAGUUGCAAUUAUAUCUUCUUCAACUCGUCCAAGCGCUGAAAUUUGAAAAGUAUGAGAGUACCGAAGAAGGCCUUCCAACUUCGUCAUUGGCCAAAUUUCUCAUUGAUCGUGCUGCAAACAAUUUUAUGCUCGGGAACUACUUGCAUUGGUUUCUCAUGGUCGAAUGUGUCGACCAGGGCAGCGAGACCAGCGCUACAAAUCGAGCUGUCUUUGCGAGAGUAGAGUACUACUUCAUGGUGGAGUUAGAAAAACGUGAUCCAAGUCUGCGCAAGACCUUGUUGCGACAAGGCGAAUUGAUCACGAUCCUCUCGAGUAUCAGCAAGGAAAUUCGUUUCAGCAGGACCAAUCGCCUACAAAAGAUCGAGUUGCUUAAGAAGACUCUGGCUGAUCCCAAGAACGAACUUGUCAAAAUCGAGCCACCUAUCCCGCUGGCGCUUGACCCCGAAGUCCAGGUAUGUGGAAUUUACCCCGAAGAAGCCAAUGUCUUCAAAUCAUCAUUGUCACCAUUAUACCUCAACUUCAAAGUCGCCAACGCCACCGAAGAUUCGAGUGCAUCCACACAGAGAACGCAGACACACGGCAAAUAUCCCAUUAUUUUCAAGACGGGCGAUGAUUUGCGGCAAGACCAGCUCGUCAUCCAGAUUAUUACCCUCAUGAACAACCUCCUGCUCAAGGAGAAUCUUGACCUGAAAUUGACACCCUACCGCAUUCUCGCCACGUCGCCAUCGGCUGGUGCUGUCCAGUUCAUACCAUCAACGGCGCUUUCGGUGAUCUCGGCAAAGUACAAGGGGUCGGUGUUGGCCUAUCUGCGCGCCAACAACCCCGACGCAUCUGGACCUCUUGGUGUCCGUAAGGAGACCAUGGAUACGUACAUCAGAUCAUGUGCCGGAUACUGUGUGAUCACAUACAUUCUGGGCGUCGGCGACCGCCAUCUCGACAACCUGUUGCUUCAACCGUCGGGGCAUUUCUUCCACAUCGACUUCGGUUUCAUCCUUGGGAGAGAUCCGAAGCCGUUUGCACCCCUCAUUAAGUUGUGCAAAGAAAUGGUGGAAGGGUUGGGAGGCACCACGUCGCCGCAAUAUGCUCAAUUCAAACAAUUCUGCUUCACGGCCUACACGGCCCUGCGCAAGUCCAGCUCCUUGGUGCUGAACCUGUUCAGUUUGAUGGUCCAGAGCUCUGUCACGGAUAUUAGGCUGAUGGAAGAACAGAUGGGCGGCAUAGGAGGCGCUGUGGGCAAAGUGAGGGAAAGGUUCAAUCUUGAUGUCAGUGAAGAAGAGGCAGUGAGGGCACUGGACCAGGUUUUGGCGGACAGCGUCAAUGCUGUAUUUGGGGUGGUCAUUGACAGACUCCAUGAGUUUGUGCAGGGUUGGCGGGCUUGA
Molecule: messenger RNA, 2793 nt
Organism: Fonsecaea multimorphosa CBS 102226
Lineage: Eukaryota; Fungi; Ascomycota; Eurotiomycetes; Chaetothyriales; Herpotrichiellaceae
Exons: 1
Coding region: 1-2793 (930 amino acids)
Biological process (GO): phosphatidylinositol-mediated signaling; autophagy of peroxisome; endocytosis
Cellular component (GO): membrane; phagophore assembly site; endosome
Molecular function (GO): 1-phosphatidylinositol-3-kinase activity
Source: RefSeq, a predicted model, not a curated record